Molecule: messenger RNA, 2453 nt
Organism: Nematostella vectensis (starlet sea anemone)
Lineage: Eukaryota; Metazoa; Cnidaria; Anthozoa; Actiniaria; Edwardsiidae
Exons: 7
Coding region: 235-1950 (571 amino acids)
Biological process (GO): triglyceride catabolic process; lipid homeostasis
Cellular component (GO): cytoplasm; membrane; lipid droplet
Molecular function (GO): triacylglycerol lipase activity
Source: RefSeq, a predicted model, not a curated record
AUUCUAGCCAAUAAGUUCACGAGAAAACUGGGCUUGCAGGGGGCGUGCCAUGGGUUGACACGACAUGACGGGAAUGCGCGAUCUUGCGCGAUGUUUUUGUCAAGAGGACAAGCGCUGUUUACAUCGAGACAACAACACAGACCGGCGGGAAGGAAACGAGUGAACUUGGCCCUUCCCGCCCUUAAAAUCGAACAAUUUUUAUGCAGAAAUAUUAACUAAUAUCAAGAAAAAGCUAUGACCGAGUCAAAUUUCAAUCUCACGUUUUCUGGUUGUGGUUUUCUGGGCAUUUAUCAUCUGGGAGUUGUUUCUUGUAUGAAAGACAACGCACCAUCGUUUUUAGCGAAAGUGAAAUGCUUUGGUGGGGCUAGUGCCGGCUCCUUUGCCUCUACGGCACUAUUAAUGGACUUGAACAUAGCAGAAAGCUCCGAGUUUGUUCUCAGACUUGCGAAAAGGGCAAGAACUCUAACUUUGGGGCCACUACACCCCAAUUUUCGCAUACUACAAACACUUCGUCGAUCGUUUGAGAAGAUUCUUCCCGAAAACGCUCACGAAUUGGCGAGUGGCAGGCUUCACAUAUCACUCACAAGGGUUUCUGACUUUACGAACUUGAUUGUUUCAGAGUUUCAUUCAAAGGAAGAUCUUAUAGAGGCAUUGAUGGCCUCAUCUCAUGUUCCCUUCUACUCUGGUAUAUUACCUGCCAAGUUUAGAGGUACCUACUACAUUGAUGGUGGUCUAUCAGACAACUUGCCGCAGCACUUUACGGAGGGCGAAACCAUCACAGUUUCUCCAUUCAGUGGAGAAAGUGACAUUUGUCCCAAUGACGGCUCUCCAAAUUUUGCUCAUUUUGACAUCCGGAACACAAGUGUGCAGUUUACGCUGCAAAACCUUUACCGGUGCUCCAGAGCCUUCUUCCCUCCGGAGGCAGAGGUGCUAGUUGAGAUGUGCAAACAGGGCUACCGCGACACGAUGAGAUUCUUGCAAACACACUAUCCUGAGACACUUACUAAGGAAUCAAGACGGAAAACCAUAUCCUGUAGUAUGCCAGGCCUACCCCCGAGUGGUCUAGACCAGACUAAUAACCAACCAGCUGAGCUCCAGCGCCGACUUAGCUCAAGCUCCCUCUCAGCUUACAGCACAUGCAGUGGGGGGGAGGCUGAGGUUUUCCUGGCCACAGACAGCGCAAAUGAUGCAGAUGACGAAGUCGAUGAGAAUGAGUCCAGGCUUGUCAUGUUACUGCAUGCGACAAGUGAUGCCGUCACAGAAGCAGAACUGUGGUCUUGUUACUUCAUCCGUCGGGUCAUGGUUGUAUUCAAACUAGCUGCUCAACCCUGUGUGUUCACGAUGAAGCAAAUCACACACAUGGUACAUAUAAUUGUUGAGUCCUUGCCGAUGAUAGAGAAGACAGGACUUGCGUUCCUUGACCAACUGCUUGCCAUGAUCUACAUGGUGGUGCACACGUACAAGGAUAAGCAUGAAGUCCAAUGCAGGGGUAGAGGAAUGGUCCCAUCUCCUAAACGAAGAAGGAUGCACCAGAUGCCCUACAACAGUUCAUUACCAUCUAUUAAAAAAGAUGAAACUGAUCUGAGAAGGAUCAACUCCAACCAGACCACAACAUCUUUUGCAACUUGCAACACAUCACUGCACUCCUCCUCCAGUGACAUCACAUCAUCAGAUGACAGCGACAUCGAGAUUAUCCAUGACAGGAACUUCAGUAGCACGGAAUCCUUUGUGUGGUGCAGCCGAGACUUUCCCAUGCUGGCAAGCGUCACCUCUGUCCACGACAGCCCAGAUGAGCUACAGCAUGAACUAGGCCAGUGGGAAUCUGAGGGCGGGGCCUGUCACUUGGGCUGUCACUCAAAUGAUGUGUCAGAUGAGUACGUGGUGCUUGAUGGGUAUGAGUCAGAUAUCGAGUCAGACUACGAAACCUCACUCGAACUCGAACUUGCAUGAUAAUGUGAGCUGAUCUAGAUCUUGGAAUCUGUAAAUACCUCAUCUAAAUAUUUUAAACAAACAAAAUAUUACUGAUGGAAAGGGAGUGGAAAGUGUUAUAAGAAUUAGUAAUUUCAGAAACUUUUAUGGGAGUUUCUGGCAAAAAAGAUGGUCAGUUAUAGUCAAUGGUUAGUUAUUUUUAAAGAAAAAUAUUUAGAUCUUAUAAACAUAUUUGAAAUCGUCAUGAUAGCAAAAUAUUGUAGAUAAUUACAAUGAAGACGAUUUGAUGAAUGACUAAUUUCAAUAUUUUACUUUUGACUCUCUUUUCAGUAUUUUUAUACGUUUACGUACGCCAUAUGGUGUGUAAUCGGUCAAUGAGGGGUGGUUCUUUUGCCACCAAAAAAUUGUACAUUUAUAUAAAAAAACAUUUGUAAGAUAUCGAGUAUUGCGAGGGGCACCGCAAAAUAUAUAAAUAAACUAUCCACUUAUCAUGGUGGUUGGGAAUGAAUAAAAUAUUUGAUAUC